GCGGCUGUCAGUCUCAGCUGUCACUCCCUUUAAUUCGUACGCACGUUUUAGCAUCGCGGUGUGCAAACUCAACGUGCCGAUUCUACACAGAUAACCGGCUUCCGAUUUGAACCUCCGCCUUAACGCUCUUAAGCUGGGAUCAUCCGUAAUCAAUCAGUUCUUGCCCAGCAUCCGAAGCGUUUUAGUCUAUUCCGGCUCGUCUCUCGUGUGAUCAGAAACCAGCAAAAAUGUCGAAGCUUCCGUAUAAAAUUGCCGACAUUAGCCUGGCCGAGUUUGGCCGUAAGGAAAUCAUGCUGGCGGAAAAUGAAAUGCCGGGCCUGAUGGCGUGCCGACAGAAGUACGGUCCGCAGAAAGUGCUGAAGGGGGCCCGAAUUGCCGGAUGUCUGCAUAUGACCAUCCAGACGGCAGUUCUGAUCGAAACGCUGGUCGAGCUGGGAGCGGAGGUUCAAUGGAGUAGUUGUAACAUCUUUAGUACCCAGGACCACGCGGCGGCAGCCAUCGCCAAGACCGGAGUUCCGGUGUACGCGUGGAAGGGUGAAACUGAUGAGGAGUAUCUGUGGUGUAUUCGGCAAACGUUGGUGUUUGCGGACGGGCAACCGCUAAACAUGAUUCUGGAUGAUGGGGGUGAUUUGACCAAUCUGGUGCAUAGCGAAUAUCCGCAGUAUUUGGCGGGAAUUCGGGGUGUCAGCGAGGAGACCACCACGGGGGUGCACAAUCUGUACAAGAUGCUGAAGGACGGAAAGCUGGGCAUGCCGGCAAUCAAUGUUAAUGAUUCUGUCACCAAGAGCAAGUUUGAUAAUUUGUACGGCUGCCGGGAGUCGCUGUUAGACGGAAUCAAGCGCGCUACGGAUGUGAUGAUAGCCGGAAAGGUGUGCGUCGUUGCUGGAUACGGUGAUGUCGGUAAGGGAUGCGCACAAGCCUUGAGAGGAUCCGGUGGACGGGUGUUGGUUACGGAAAUUGAUCCCAUUAAUGCGCUGCAGGCAGCGAUGGAAGGUUUCGAGGUGACCACAAUGGAGGAGGCCAGUAAGGAGGCUCAAAUUUUUGUGACCACCACCGGCUGCACUGAUAUCAUUAUGGGAGAGCAUUUCCUGAACAUGAAGGAUGAUUCGAUUGUGUGUAAUAUCGGACAUUUCGACUGCGAGGUCAAUGUGCCUUGGCUGGAGAAGAACGCCAAAGAGAAGGUCAACAUUAAGCCUCAGGUUGAUCGUUUUCUGCUGCCUACGGGAAAUCAUGUAAUUUUGCUCGCUGAGGGACGGCUUGUCAAUCUGGGUUGUGCCACUGGUCAUUCCAGCUUCGUGAUGUCCAAUUCUUUCACCAAUCAAACGCUGGCUCAGAUCGAACUGUGGACCAAACCGGAACAGUACAAAAUUGGAGUUUACGUGCUGCCGAAAAAGCUGGACGAAGAGGUCGCCGCGUUGCAUUUGGAUAAACUGGGAGUGAAGCUGACCAAGCUGACUGCGAGGCAGUCGGAGUAUCUUAAUAUACCGGUCGAGGGACCGUACAAGCCAGAUCAUUAUCGUUAUUAGCAUUUUGCUGCGAGGAUUCCUUUUCGGAAGUGAUUGAUCAAUAAAGUUUGACAUUUUAUUACUGCAAAA
This is a messenger RNA of Wyeomyia smithii (pitcher-plant mosquito), 1595 nucleotides long. RefSeq names its product adenosylhomocysteinase (gene Ahcy). The coding region runs from base 228 to 1526 and encodes 432 amino acids. The record is from RefSeq and is a predicted model, not a curated record. Gene Ontology annotation, biological process: L-methionine cycle. Gene Ontology annotation, molecular function: adenosylhomocysteinase activity. The transcript is spliced from 3 exons. Gene Ontology annotation, cellular component: cytosol. NCBI's taxonomy places the organism in Eukaryota, Metazoa, Arthropoda, Insecta, Diptera, Culicidae.